Messenger RNA from Amphibalanus amphitrite, 2230 nucleotides. RefSeq names its product xyloside xylosyltransferase 1-like. Bases 383 to 1483 code for a protein of 366 amino acids. Gene Ontology annotation, molecular function: UDP-xylosyltransferase activity. The transcript has 3 exons. The record is from RefSeq and is a predicted model, not a curated record. NCBI's taxonomy places the organism in Eukaryota, Metazoa, Arthropoda, Thecostraca, Balanomorpha, Balanidae.
GGGAUCCCUCAUUUUUGCACAGGGAAUGUUCCUGAAUAUUUAUGUUAUUGUUGUUUAAUUGCUUAUAAUUGUUCAUACUGGGCAUAUUCCUGCAUUGAGUAGAACGAUACGGACUACUAGAGAAAGUUUUUAGUGGCAUUAUUUGGCUCUCAUUUUAUUUGACUCGUCAGUUGCAGUCGUCAGUCGUCUGUCUGCUCUGUUGUCAACUCAAAGUCAUCGCUUUGGCCUUUGCCUUGGAUUUUAAGCGGUGCGAUAAGAGGAGGUCCGCCGAGCCGCCGGCCAAGCGAACUCUGUGGCCGCUGCACCGCGCCUCACUCCGGACCCGUUUCAGCGGUGCGUCCAGUCAGACUACAGCAGCAGCGAGCGGCGGUGACGGGCGGUGAUGGCUGUACUGAAGCUGCACCGGCGCCGGCUGGGCCAGCUGCUGCUGGUGGUCGGGCUGCUGCUCAGCGGCCUGCUGUUGUGGAACGCCCAGAGCGGCCCCGGCUCCCUCAACGACCAGCUGGAGUCAGCGCGGUGGCGUGACGCCGACCUGGCGUCCCCGGCGGCGGCAGCUGACGAGGAGGGGGACCGCGCGCCCGUGCCGCGGCUGGUCACCGCGCCGGCGCACUGUGCUGAGUGGAUCCAGGUCGGACUCAUCUUCACCAAGGCCGACCAGCACCCCAAGAUGAAGCCCAACCUGCUGCACACGCUGAAAAGCCUCUCGGCGCGCACCAAGGAGUGUGUCAACUUCAACAUGUUCACCGACGAGCGCAGCCAGGCGGUCAUUGACGCUGUGUUCGCGAAGGCCCAACUGCCGAAUCGAUUCAAGGUGACCAGUCAUGCGAUCGCACCGAUGGCCGAACAGAUGAAGUCGCUGAUCGAGAUUCUGCAGGUGCACUUCGCUCCGCGCAAAGGCACCUACUACAACGACGUCCUUUUCUUCCUCACGACUACCAUGCACCGCUCGCUGCCGGGCCUGGACCGGCUCAUCAUGCUCGACAUUGACGUGAGUGUGCGUGACGAUCUGGCGCAGCUAGCGCGCCACUUUGAGCACUUCUCGUCCGAGCACGUGAUGGGUCUCAGCUGGGAGCUGUCGCCCGUGUACCGCCACGUGCUGACCGCCUACCGAGAGCGCACGGGUAACGUGACGGCCGGCGGCGCGCCGCCCGCCGGAUUCCCGGGACUCAACAGCGGCGUGGUGCUGCUGGACCUGGCGCGCAUGCGCCGCUCGGAGCGCUACAACGCGCUGCUGACUCCGGACGAGAUCUCGCGGCGCGUGUCGCGCUAUGACGGCUUCAAGGGCCACCUGGGCGACCAGGAUCUGUACACCCUGCUGGCGCUGGACGAUCCGCAGCUGUUCUAUGUGCUGCCGUGCGGCUGGAACCGACAGCUCUGCACGUUCUGGCGUAAGGUGCACCCCGAUGUGUUCGAUGAGUACUUCCGCUGUGACGGUCCCAUCAGCAUUUACCACGGUAAUUGCCAAACAGAGAUUCCCAAAUAGGAGGAGUCACCGGUGGCACGGCGAGGGACUGAGCUGAAUGGUGGUGUGCACAAUUCAUGGAACGGGUAAGGACUAGAGUUUCGGACGCACUUUGGUGAACUCAUGCAGUGGAUGAUUCAGUGCACUGUGUGUGUGCGCAUGAGUUUGUUGUAUCAUAACGUUUGUAUCAUCAGGGCUUAAGCGUGAUCUCAUUCGAACGUCUGGUCAGUAUGCUGUGCCUACCUCUUAUAGUUCCUUUAGCAGUCGUUUGGUUCUGCCGUAAACGUAGUGUGGUGCAGUUCGUUUUCGACAAUGCCAAGUAGCCUUCUUCCGUGCGUAUUACGUAAUUCUUUUGCGUUUAUUUGUGCACACUUCUCUCAGUUUGUCAAAGCUGGCCAGCUUGUAGAACCAGGACAUCUUUGAAGUGAGUGCUUAUAAUUUCUUUAUGCGGUCAUUAUGUGAAAUUAAAUUUUAAAUAUUUCAGGGAAUUUUUAAGAUUUAAGCUCUAUUUUUGUGGUUUUGUGUUGAUCUUUAAGGUUCAACUUAGACUUGUGCGUCAUUUCAUAUGCCUUGUGUUAUAUGUAGUAACGACUCAUGAAUUUUGCCCAGUGAACUGCGUGUUCCUAUCAUGUAUUGGGAUAGCCUCGCGUUACUUCGGUUGUCUUUCUUUUGUAGGCUUAUAUAGCUGUGUGUACAUUGAUUCAUUCUUUGUCGGUUGUGCCUCGGCUUGUGUUUGUCUUUCUAGGUAAUACAUAUUUUUACAUCUCA